Nerophis lumbriciformis (worm pipefish) is the source of this 1656-nucleotide messenger RNA. The record is from RefSeq and is a predicted model, not a curated record. Lineage: Eukaryota; Metazoa; Chordata; Actinopteri; Syngnathiformes; Syngnathidae.
AUGACCGUGGCCAAUGCAAAGUCAGGCUCAGCCAUGCAGCAGGUUCUGGACAACCUGAAAGACCUGCCCACAGGCUCAGUUGCGAAAGACAUUGACCUUAUCUUUCUCCGUGGCAUCAUGGAGAGCCGCAUCGUCCGCUCCCUUGCUAAGGCUCAUGAGCGGCUCGAGGAGGUCAAGUUAGAAGCGGUGCGAAAUGACAACGUUCAGCUUAUCUUUGAGAUCUUGGAAUCCCUCAACAAGCUACCAAAUAAAGAUGCUGCUAGUGCCGAGCUCACCCAAAUCCUUCAGGAGCCUCAUUUUAAGUCUUUGAUCGAGGCUCAUGACCAAGUGGCUACAAAGUGCUAUGAGAUACCUAAUGACACUGUAAACUGCACUGCCACCUUGGCCAGUUGUCUAAUGCCCGCUGACGCCAUUAGGAUGAUUGGCAUACAGAAGAAAGCUGGAGAACCGCUGGGGGUGACCUUCCGCGUGGACCGAGGGGAGAUGGUGAUCGCGCGGAUCCUGCACGACAGCUCCAUCGACCGCCAGGGCAUGUUGCACACUGGCGACAUCAUCCGAGAGGUAAACGGCUGCCAGGUGGGCGGCGACCCGCAGCGACUGCAGGAGCUGCUGAGAGACUGCAGUGGCAGCGUCACCCUCAAGGUGCUGCCAAGUUACAAAGACUUACCUGCUCUUCCACAGGUUUAUAUGAAGCCACAUUUUAACUAUAACCCGGCCUCAGAUAACCUGAUUCCUUGUAAAGAGGCGGGCCUUGCCUUCUCUAAGGGAGACAUCCUGCACAUUGUGAACAAGGAGGACCCCAACUGGUGGCAGGCACGUAGUGUUGUGGGCGGAGUCACCGGCCUGAUCCCCAGUCAGUUUUUAGAGGAGAAGAGAAAAGCAUUUGUGAGAAAAGACUGGGAUCUGUCAGGGUUGCUUUGUGGAAAUCUCUCGGUGAAAAAAAAGAAGAAGAAGAAAAUGAUGUAUCUCAUGACAAAGAACGCAGAAUUUGACCGUUACGAGCUGCAGAUCUACGAGGAGGUGGCCAAGAUGCCAGCUUUCCAGAGGAAAACGCUGGUUCUAAUUGGUGCCCAGGGUGUCGGGAGGCGGAGCCUGAAGAACAGACUCAUCGUUAUGAAUCCUCUGCGAUAUGGAACCACUGUGCCCUUCACGUCACGCAGUCCAAGAGAAGAAGAGCGAGACGGCCAGAACUACUGUUUUGUGACACGGCAUCAGAUGGAGCAGGACAUUAAGGACAGCCGCUUCCUGGAGCACGGGGAGUACGACGGCAACCUCUACGGUACCAAGAUCGACUCCAUCCACGAGGUGGUGGCGGCUGGCCGAACCUGUAUCCUCGACGUCAACCCCCAGGCCUUGAAAGUGCUCAAAACUGCUGAGUUCAUGCCCUUUGUGGUAUUCAUCGCCGCUCCUGAGCUCGACACCUUGAGAGAUAUGCACAAGGCCGUGGUGGAUGCUGGCUUAACAACUAAACUACUUACUGAGAAUGAUUUGAAGAAGACAGUGGAGGAGAGCGCCAGAAUCCGUCGCGCCUACAGCCACUUCUUUGACCUGACCAUUUACAACGACAACCUGGACAAGGCCUUCGACCAGCUGCAGGAGGCUGUAGAGAGACUACUCAUAGAGCCGCAGUGGGUCCCGGUCAGCUGGGUCUACUGA